AGGAUGUCUGAUAGCUGAAAAGAAUCGCACCCUGAGGCGAUCGGGCAAAAGGAGUGAUAAUAGUGCUGGUGAUUAGCUAUUUUCUCUUUUAGGACAUGUAUCUAACCUGUUUAAAUAUGUUGGGGUUGCCAGAUUCUCCAAUUGUAACUCCUUCACCUUUUGUUCGUCAUCCAUAACGAGAUUUACGCCUUCACCCUUGACCUUUUCAUCAUGACUACUACUGGCAGUUGUAUGUGCGGCAACAUCCGGUACCAGUUUACCGGUGAGCCUGCGGUGACCGCCCUGUGUCAUUGCGUAGAUUGUCAAAAGUGGACUGGCAGUGCCUUCACUUCAAACGCAGUGGUACCGCGCACCGCAUUCUCAGUCACGCAAGGAACCCCGAGCUCAUAUGAUGUCACGGGAGCAUCCGGCAAGAUCAACAAGCACUUUUUCUGUGCCAACUGUGGCUCUAGUCUGUACACUGAACUCGAGGUGAUGCCUGAUAUGACAUGCGUUAAAGCCGGAGGGUUGGAUGGGGGCGCUGCUAACCUGGGCAACAAAAUCGGGGUUGAGUUCUAUGUCAAGGACCGUCCUCAGUAUCUGAAACCAUGUGAUGGAGCGAAGCAAGAACCUCAAUUUGGGUAAUACUAUGCUUAAGACGAUGCGCUCAUCUCUAACUUCUGGGUCUGGGACAAUUAGUAGUAUAGCAGUUCGAUUAAUUGUGGUAUCUAAGUAUAUUGGGUAGACGAAAAGUUGCACUUGAUGCUGCAAACAGUAUUAACUACACCCGCCGGUCCGUCUCCAUAGAUCUACGCGCAUGCAGGAGGUAUGUAUUGUUAGGUACUGAGCGUUCAAUAUUGUAGCUGAUUUAAUGGAGUGUUGAUCGAAUUGAUGACGCGUCGUAAUGCCAAUGGUACUGUCUUUGGGGAUAUGCAG
Molecule: messenger RNA, 915 nt
Organism: Xylaria bambusicola
Lineage: Eukaryota; Fungi; Ascomycota; Sordariomycetes; Xylariales; Xylariaceae
Product: DUF636 domain-containing protein
Exons: 4
Coding region: 211-624 (137 amino acids)
Molecular function (GO): carbon-sulfur lyase activity
Source: RefSeq, a predicted model, not a curated record